This is a messenger RNA of Vicia faba (fava bean), 945 nucleotides long. The record is from the annotation of a GenBank genome assembly. NCBI's taxonomy places the organism in Eukaryota, Viridiplantae, Streptophyta, Magnoliopsida, Fabales, Fabaceae.
AUGGCUCUCAAAAAAUGGUCACAUGAACCAAUUACAGAAGCUUUUUCUUCUCUAUUUUUUCCAUCUCUUCUUUUCCUUACAAGUCUGUUGAUUGUGUUUAAGUUUGCAAUUAGAAAAACCAAAACCAAUCUAAAUCAGCUUCCAUCCCCACCAAAACUACCGUUCAUUGGUAAUCUCCAUCAGCUAGGAACACUUCCACACCGUUCACUUCGAGACCUGUCACUAAAAUAUGGCAACAUGAUGUUGUUGCAAUUAGGACAAAAACAAACUCCAACUCUUGUGAUUUCAUCAGGAGAAGUAGCCAUGGAAAUCAUGAAAAAUCAUGAUAUAGUUUUUUCAAACCGACCACAAAAUAUAGCUACAAAAAUCUUGUUGUAUGGUUGUACGGAAGUUGGUUUUGGAAAUUAUGGAGAAAAUUGGAGACAGAAGAGAAAAAUAUGUGUCUUUGAACUUUUGAGUGUCAAAAGUGUAAAAUCAUUUCAGUUUAUUAGAGAAGAAGAAGUUGAUGAAAUGGUGAGUAAGCUACGUGAAGCUAGCUCGAAUAAUGCAUGUGUGAAUCUAAGUGAGAUGUUUGUUUCAACAACCAACAAUAUUGUUUGUAAAAGUGCUCUUGGAAGGAAGUGUGAAGGAGAAGUGAAAGAGUUAGCAAGAAAGGUUAUGAUUUAUAUUACAACUUUUGUUGUUGGAGAUUAUUUCCCUUCUUUGGGUUGGAUUGAUCUUCUUAGUGGAAAAAUUAGAGAAUUUAAGAAAACUUUCCGAGCACUUGAUAUUUUGUUUGAUAAAGUGAUUGAAGAGCGUUUGGCUUUGAAGAAGAUAGAAAAUGAUCAAUACAAGAAGAAAGGGUUUGUUGAUAUUCUUCUUCAAUUACAAGAGGAUGGCGUACUUGGCUUUGAACUCACCAAUAAUGAUAUUAAAGGAAUAUUAAUGGUACUUUUCUCUCUUUAA